Messenger RNA from Phycodurus eques (leafy seadragon), 903 nucleotides. RefSeq names its product SET domain containing 9 (gene setd9). Lineage: Eukaryota; Metazoa; Chordata; Actinopteri; Syngnathiformes; Syngnathidae. The record is from RefSeq and is a predicted model, not a curated record. The coding region runs from base 47 to 871 and encodes 274 amino acids. The transcript has a single exon. Gene Ontology annotation, molecular function: protein binding.
GCAUUUGUCUAAGUCCAAGUGUUUGUAACUUGUACCAAGUCCGUGAAUGUUACGAAAAGUAUUGGAGAGAUUUCGGCUCACGUGGAAGUCAUACCGACACCGGUUUCUGCCCUGGAUUGUACUUAACAUUUCUAAAAAUGAGAAAACACUUCGCCAAGUCAAAGGACGUUGUGAGGACAAGCUGGUCCCGGACGAGGAAGUGUCACGGAGCCUUGUGCAGCUCUUCCGAGUUCUCCACAGGGCGAAUCGUCGUGUGGAGCUCGGGAACUUCCACAGCCAGGUAGAAAGUGACAACGAGCGGUGUGGACACGAUGCCAUGUUCCAAUCACUUGGAUUCUGCAUCAAGCGGAAGCCCAGCACGCUUCCUUCUGCAGGAACUGGAGUGUUUGUCACCAGGGGAUUGGUACUCAAAGGAGCAACAGUUGCCAUGUAUCCUGGCACCAUCUACCAACCUUAUGAGCCUAUUCUCCUCCAAUCCAUCAGAAACCCAUUUGUCUUUAGGUGCAUUGACGCUGUCUUGGUUGAUGGAAAUGACAAGGGGAUCUCCAAGAUGGUGUACAAGUCAUGCAGUGGCAGAGACCGAAUGGGCCCUUUGGAGACAAGUGAUACCAGCUGGCUGACGGGCACUCCGCGGAACCCGCUGGCAGUGGGUCAGUAUGUGAACAACUGCUCCAACGAGAGGCCUGCCAACGUGUGCUACCAGGAGUACGACGUUCCUGACACGCUUCCCAUCGAGCUUCGCCGCUAUCUUCCCAACGUCAACUACAGCCCACACUCGCAAAGACCUCUCCGCUGCGUGGUCCUCAUAUCGCUCGUAGACAUUACAGCAGGAGAGGAGCUAUUUGCCAACUACUACACUAUUGUACACUAGUGUCAAGAUAUAGCACGGACCGAAAACGUAUC